Molecule: messenger RNA, 577 nt
Organism: Penaeus vannamei (Pacific white shrimp)
Lineage: Eukaryota; Metazoa; Arthropoda; Malacostraca; Decapoda; Penaeidae
Source: RefSeq, a predicted model, not a curated record
AUGGAUCUGGGAGUGUCGAACAAGAUCCAGCUCGGAUGGACGAACCCUUGGUGGGGAAGCAAACCCCUCGACCUCGACAUCAUCUGGACAUCCCAGGACCUCCCUCUCGACAGGUUGUGGUUGUACGACAUCGUGAACGUGGCGAGCGUGCACAGUGACCCCAACGUGCUGCAGAUGUUCAUCAUGGGGAAGGACUCGAAGAACAUGGAGAACCUGCCUGCCGAAACCGUCCUGGAACACGUCAUGUACCUCCUGAAGAGAAUCACUCUGCAGGACAUCCCCCAGCCUGAUUUCUUCCACAGAACGAGUUGGUACAAUAAUCCCUGGACUCGCGGAGCAUAUGAGACCUACAUCACCCUCUGGGGCGACCACCAGGGGCUGAAAGGGCACGAUCCCAUCACGGUUCCUCUGAAGAACUCGCAAGGAAGACAGGUCUUGAUGUGGGCGGGAGAACACACCCACAGCACCCGCUACGGAACAGUCGACGGGGCGUAUGACACUGGCGAGCGAGAAGGAUACAGACUCCUCGACAUUUUCAAAGCUUGAGGGAUUGUGUAAAUAAAUACAUCCACGUGCU